This is a messenger RNA of Suricata suricatta (meerkat), 809 nucleotides long. It is a transcript of the gene SPC24, whose product is annotated as SPC24 component of NDC80 kinetochore complex. The record is from RefSeq and is a predicted model, not a curated record. The coding region runs from base 96 to 704 and encodes 202 amino acids. The transcript is spliced from 5 exons. Lineage: Eukaryota; Metazoa; Chordata; Mammalia; Carnivora; Herpestidae.
CUCCGCUUUGACGAAACCCUCCUGGGCGCUCCCAUCCCUGCCCUGUUCUCCCUUGGGCGCUGCCCCCUCUGGGCCUCAGUUUCCCCACCCGUGAAAUGGGCUUCAGAAUGGCAGCAACCUCCCAGAGUGUUAGUGGUGAAUAUAGGAACUCUCAGAAACUGGCUAAUUCUGAGCUAGGGGGACUCAAGGUUCGAAUUGGGGCUCAAGAGUCAGAGCGCUGGGUUUUAAUCCCAGCAUCCCCACUUUUACUGAGCACCUGCUGUGCGCCAGAGAUCCUCGCUGCGGAGCAAGAAGUGGCCCAGAGCCUUCUGGAUGCGAAGGAGCAGGCCCACCAGGGGGGCGCGGAGCUGCAGCAGCUCGAAGCUGAGCUUCAGAAGGCCGGCGAGGAGGACAGCCGUCUGAAGGCCAGGCUCCUUCAGCUCACCAGGGAGCUGGAGGAGCUCAAGGAGACUGAGGCCAGCCUGGAGAGGCAGGAGAGGGAAGUUGACGAGGACACGACUGUCACCAUCCCUUCGGCCGUGUAUGUGGCCCAGCUUUAUCGCCAAAUUAGUAAAAUCGAGUGGGACUAUGAGUGCGAGCCAGGGAUGGUCAAAGGCAUUCACCACGGCCCCAGCGUCGCCCAGCCCGUCCACCUGGACGGCGCCCAGCUCUCCAAGAAGUUCAUCAGCGACUAUCUCUGGAACUUGGUGGACACAGACUGGUAGCCGGGAGCCUGGAGGCCACGAGUGCCACAGGCCACGAAUCAGCAGCGCUGGGUGGUCGGCGCCUCAGCGGUGAGAGGAGCCCAAAAUUAAAACGUUUCUACAUCA